This is a messenger RNA of Papilio machaon (common yellow swallowtail), 814 nucleotides long. RefSeq lists its product as uncharacterized. Lineage: Eukaryota; Metazoa; Arthropoda; Insecta; Lepidoptera; Papilionidae. The record is from RefSeq and is a predicted model, not a curated record. The coding region runs from base 35 to 799 and encodes 254 amino acids. Gene Ontology annotation, molecular function: oxidoreductase activity. The transcript has a single exon.
GUACGUGUGAAAUAAAAAUUUAAUAAAAACCAAAAUGGAUAUCGAUUUUAAAAAUAAAGUUGUCAUAGUAACGGGUGCGAGCUCCGGUAUAGGCGCAGAAGUUGCUAAACUAUUCGCAAGAUACGAAGCAAAACUGGUCCUAGUCGGACGUAACGAAGAGAGACUGAAAACUGUAGCAGAAGAUUGUACUGUCAACGGAUUACUACCAUUAUGCAUACUCCUCGAUCUAACACACCCUGGUAGCUGUGAAACUGUCAUUAACCAAACCAUUGAAUUACACGGCAAAAUAGACGUGUUAAUAAAUGGCGCUGGUAAACUAAAAAUGGCAUCAAUAUUUGAUCAAUCCAUUGAAACAUUUGAUGAAAUAAUCGCAAUUAAUCUUCGUGUACCGUAUUACUUGUGUCAAUUAGCUGUACCAUAUUUAAAGAAAACUAAAGGUAACAUAGUAAAUAUAGCAGCAUCACUUUCUCACAGACAUACUUCAGGAUUUUUGACUUAUAAUAUUACUAAGAAUGCUCUCCAGCUAUUCACAGAACAAGCAGCAGUGGAAGCCACUGGUGAAGGAAUAAGAAUAAAUUCAAUUAACCCGGGAUUCACGAAAACAAACUUACUUCGAAAUAUAAACAUCGAGCCUCAAAAUUUGGAAGCUGCGUAUAAAAAUAUAUCAAAACACUUCCCAACAAGACUUCCAAUCGAAGCCUCAGAAGUGGCAAAGUUAAUAUGCAUCAUAGCUAGUGAUUUAUUCCCAGAUAUUAACGGUUCUAACAUCGGAAUAGAUGGGGCAUCGUCCGUACUUUAGCAACUUAGGCAACUA